This is a messenger RNA of Talaromyces proteolyticus, 1430 nucleotides long. RefSeq lists its product as uncharacterized. Bases 161 to 1204 code for a protein of 347 amino acids. NCBI's taxonomy places the organism in Eukaryota, Fungi, Ascomycota, Eurotiomycetes, Eurotiales, Trichocomaceae. The record is from RefSeq and is a predicted model, not a curated record. The transcript is spliced from 3 exons. Gene Ontology annotation, biological process: regulation of DNA-templated transcription. Gene Ontology annotation, molecular function: zinc ion binding; DNA-binding transcription factor activity, RNA polymerase II-specific.
CCAAGGUUCCUUCUCCCUGCAUUUCCUAUUUAGAACAACAUAUCGCUUGUCUGAGAGCCUCGAUUGCCGUCAGAUCAGUUUACCCAAAAUCGAUCCGUGCAUAUAACCCGGCUUGUCUUCUAUCUCACGAGAGGUCGUUUGGAUCUCGUAGCCUAGGCAGAUGUUCCGACAACAGAAAGUUCUCUUUCCUAAAAUUAGCCCUGAUUGUCCCAACAGCGCUGCAGUGCUCCAACUUCCAAAUUCUAGAGCGCCACAUUACCACGAUCAUGACAAGCCAUCCCUCCAGAUCUAUCGAACGAAGCGAAAGCAUGUCCUGAAAGCCUGUGAGCGGUGCCGAGUAAAGAAAUCCAAGUGCGAUGGUAUGCAACCGUGUGGUAGGUGCUUAGCAUACAACCAUGCUUGUAUAUUUCGAGACAGAAAGGCGACCCAAGAGAAGGUCUAUUCCAGAGGAUUUGUAGAGAUGCUCAUCUCGCAGCAUGCGGUUCACCUUCAAGCGCUUCAGGAUUUAUACAGGCGCUGCGUAAGUCGGGAAGGGCUCCCUGGGUCGCCAUUGGAGGAGUCAACGCAAGGUCGCCCCGGCACACAUGCCAUUCUAGACCGUCUAGGGCUGAUCAAGCACGCGGAAGAAAUGAUCGAAGACCCCCGGACAGUUCUCGCGGAUAUUGUCGAAUAUGUGAAAGCACUAGAGACCACUUCUGACGGCAUUGGUUCUGCGGAGUAUAGAGAACCAAGCGAGACCACCCCGUCUGAUGAUCCAUCCCCGGAACCCAGUACCCCAAGAGAGGUCGCAGAAUUCACCGAGCCAUCUAUCGCUGGUACCAUGGGUACCUCACACGACCACUUUCGAUCGUACCAAAUGAAGAGCAAUAUCAAGUCUGUCCAGCAGGAGCAACAUCAUCAUCAUCAUCACCACGAUAUAAACCUUGCCCAGCCAAUGGGUCCUUUCCCCUAUCAAGAGAACGUCAAUCACUCGCAGCUGCUUGGUAAUGCCAAUGUCCACCAUUCAAAAUACGCCCCCAUGGACGGUUGUUGUGAGACUCCCGUCGACAUGAUGUGGUCCUCGCCGGGUCACCACAGUUCGUCUGGCUUGCUUCCAUUCAGCUCCGCGGCAGAGAGAGGUCAUUUCCUCGCAAUGGAGCAGGAAUCCUACCCUAUUUUGCCGCAGUAUGGCAACCCCAUCAAUAGCACUUUUCUGCAGCGAUGACAAUCAAUUCCCUGGGGCGAUCCCUGGGGCGAUGCCGGCAAGCACCACUGCGUCUCAGCCAAUCAGCCCGGUUCUGAGGAUAUAUUCCUGCCUCAUGCCCCGGCAGUCUAAGGUAUAGGCUUGAUGCUCUUCUUAGCCUGCGGCCAGAAGGAUUUGCAUUGGUUGAGAAUUGGCUGCAUUCACUGCACGUGCAUUUGUUCAUUCUCGUUGAGGCUGAGUGAGAGUG